AUGACCUGUCACAAGAAUAGAACUGAUCAAGCAUGCCGCUUUAGCUUUCCAAAGAAGGUAUCUGAAACGACCAAAUUAUCAGGCCCUGAAGAAUCUAUACGAAAUAAAGGACGAUGCUUCGUAUUCAAGCGUACUCAAGCAGAAAUAAAUGUCAAUACCUACAAACCUAAGUUACUCAGAGUUUGGGAAGGAAAUAUGGACAUACAAACUUGUGGAAAUGUUAUUGCUCUCGCCUAUUACAUUCCUAAAUACAUUUCGAAGAGUAAACCUGCCGGUGGAGAUCACGUUGUCAGAGAAGCUGUUCAGAGAGCUAAAUCUUACGGUGGGGGUAUUGGCAGGCAGCUUUAUGCUGUUUCAAAUGCAAUACUUAAUCAGAGACAUGUGUCGGCUUCAGAAUGUGCCUUUAGGUUAUGUCACUUGAAAUUGAGAAAUAGUACCAGAAAGGAGGACGAAGAUGAUGGUGAUCCGGAAGUUUAUGAUACUGGUGAACCACAGCUGAGAAUUCGGUAUAUUACUCUCAAAAAUGGAAUGCGAAUGCAGAAACGUUCACGAGCUGCUGUAUUGAGAACGCGAUAUGUUACUCUAAUUGGUGAUAGGGAAGGCUAUUUUUAUAACUAUCUAGUAGUUCACGUGCCCUCCAGAAACGAAGGCGAGGUGUUAGAAGAAUAUGAAAGUGCUGAAGAAGAAUUUAUUGCACAGCAGCAUUUACUACGACCUUUGCAACCGGGACAAAAUAUUCAAGAGUUCCGGAAUAUUGAACAAGAGCUACAGACAGUUCUGAGACAGAUCGCAGCACUAGAUAUGCCCGAUGAACAGAAUGAUGAGAAUCAGCAAGGGCAUUCCUAUGAUGUUGUAAGGGGGAUGUUUGAUGAGUGCAACCCUGAGAUAGGUAAUAUAGAGAUUGCGGAUAACGAAGAUCCUGAAGACAGAGAUAUGUCGGAAGAUGACUAUCUACACAAUAUAAGGAGCAUGAACGUGGAACAGAGACGUUUAUUCACCACGAUUCGAGAUAGGAUACGUCAGGAGCUGAACAACGGAAAUGAUGAAAGUUCUGACAAUGAACCACUCAAAUUAUUUGUAACUGAAGGCCCCGGGUCAGGGAAGACGUUUUUAUUGAAGAUGAUUGUUGAGCUAAUUAAACGUGGUUAUGCUCCUCCACUAGAUCCAAUGUUGAAAACCUGUUUUGUUGAAGUUGCGGCACUCACCGGCGUAGCAGCUCGUUUGGUGAACGGCCAUACACUGCCCUCAACAUUUGCCUUCCAGAUUGAGAAAGGAAAAGCUGCUGUAUAUCGUCAAAUGACCGAUCAACGACUAGAAGAGGGUCGACGUCGCUGGCGGCAUAUACAUUGGCUCAUCAUCGAUGAGGUUUCGAUGGUUUCAUAUGAAAUAUUACGGGCUGUCCAUUUACGUCUCCAAGAACUGAAGAAUAACACUUCACUAUUUGGAGGAAUUAAUAUCCUUCUGUUUGCAGAUAUAAUGCAAUUGCCACCAGUCCGAGGCCACUGGUGCUUCGAGAAAUGGUCACAUUUAACAGCUGAACCACAUGUAUGGCGAUUUAUUGGAUUAUGUGGACUAACAACAAAUAUGCGACAACGAGGUGACACGGAUUUCAUAUGUUUGCUCAACAAUUUGCGAGUGGGUGAAUUCCUCAUGCCUCAAUAUGAAAUCUUAUUGAAGCAAACAGGCCUUCCAGAAGUCAAUGAUUUUGCUGAUGAUAAAGCUGUUCGUAUUUUCCCCACUCUGAAACUUGUCGAUGGAUAUAAUGAUAAAAUGAUUGCCAAAUUGAGUGAGCGUGAAGGAAUGUACGUAUGCAAUGCCAGAGACGAGUCCCGCGAACCUGGAACAUAUGGCCAAACCCCAAAUCGUCUCAAUUGA
Diachasma alloeum is the source of this 1875-nucleotide messenger RNA. RefSeq lists its product as uncharacterized. NCBI's taxonomy places the organism in Eukaryota, Metazoa, Arthropoda, Insecta, Hymenoptera, Braconidae. Bases 1 to 1875 code for a protein of 624 amino acids. The record is from RefSeq and is a predicted model, not a curated record. Gene Ontology annotation, biological process: telomere maintenance; DNA repair. Gene Ontology annotation, molecular function: DNA helicase activity. The transcript has 2 exons.